Messenger RNA from Oncorhynchus tshawytscha (Chinook salmon), 1332 nucleotides. RefSeq names its product guanine nucleotide-binding protein G(I)/G(S)/G(O) subunit gamma-3. Bases 186 to 413 code for a protein of 75 amino acids. Lineage: Eukaryota; Metazoa; Chordata; Actinopteri; Salmoniformes; Salmonidae. The record is from RefSeq and is a predicted model, not a curated record. The transcript has 3 exons. Gene Ontology annotation, biological process: G protein-coupled receptor signaling pathway. Gene Ontology annotation, cellular component: heterotrimeric G-protein complex. Gene Ontology annotation, molecular function: G-protein beta-subunit binding.
AGUCUGAUGUUCAUUGUAGCAGAAUUGCAGUGCACUGGACUGUACAGAACAGUGUAGCAUACACUGUCUAUGAGGGGUGGGGUUCAGCUACACUAAAAUCACAAACACAGGCAGAUAGAGGGUGAGAGAGCGAGAGGGAGAGAAGAGGAGGGAGAGAAAGCACCUGAAGAGGAAUACAUCAAGGGAUGAAAGGAGACACCCCAGUGAACAGCACCAUGAGUGUCGGCCAAGCCAGGAAGCUGGUGGAGCAAUUGAAGAUUGAAGCCAGUUUCUGCAGGAUCAAGGUAUCAAAGGCAGCUGCAGACCUGAUGGCAUACUGUGAUGCCCACGCUAUUGAGGACCCCCUCAUCACCCCUGUGCCCACCUCGGAGAACCCAUUCAGGGAGAAGAAGUUCUUCUGUGCACUCCUUUGAGACAAACCACAGGAUGGUUGGGAAAAAUACUGUCCAGAUAGAACAUAACGUGCACUGAGUAUACCAAACAUUAGGAACAUCUUCCUAAUAUUGAGUUGCACACACCCACCCCCUGCACUCAGAACAGCCUUAAUUCAUCAGGGCAUGGACUCUACAAGGUGUCGAAAGCAUUCUCCACAGAUGCUGGCCCAUGUUGACUACAAUGCUUUCCAGAAUUGUGUCAAGUUGGUUUGAUGUCCUUCAGAUAGUGGACCACUCUUAAUACACACGCGAAACUGUUGAGCGUGAAAAACCCAACAGCGUUGCAGUUCUUGACACAAACUGGUGUGCAUGGCACCUACUACCAUAUCCAGGUCAAAGGCACUUUUUGUCUCGCCCUUUGACCUUCUAAAUGGCAUACAUACACAAUCUAUGUCUCAAUUAUCUCUUUAACCGGUCUCGUCUCCAUCUACACACGGAUUUAACAAGUGACAUCAACAUGGGAUCAUAGCUUUCACCUGGUCAGUCUCAUGGAAAGAGCAGGUGUUCUUAAUGUUUUGUAUACUCAAUGUACAUGCAUUCACCACAUACACAAAGCUAAAUAUAACUUAUUCAUGUAGCCUGCUUUAUCUUAUGAAAGGCUGCAGAUGUACAUAUCCUCCUAAGUAAAAUCAAGACUAAUUCAACCAAAAUUUACAUUUAGAUCUACAUAAACCAUUAAAAUAUAUUUGGAGUUAUGCGUAUACAUACCUAAAACAUCGAAGCUUAUAGAAUCAUGAACUGUAGCACAACAUAAAAGUGGAUAUACAUACAAUAUGUAAAACAGCUCAUAGUCCUAGCUCAUUUUUCAAAUAGAUGGAGGGGUGACAACUAAACAUAAAUUGUAAUUAUUUUAAUACACACUAGUCAUUGCCUAAUCUGAGUUUGUUAAAAAAUAAAA